Messenger RNA from Wallemia mellicola CBS 633.66, 3756 nucleotides. RefSeq names its product 2-methylbutyraldehyde reductase (gene Gcy1p). Bases 11 to 907 code for a protein of 298 amino acids. The record is from RefSeq and is a predicted model, not a curated record. The transcript is spliced from 5 exons. Gene Ontology annotation, cellular component: cytosol. Gene Ontology annotation, molecular function: aldose reductase (NADPH) activity. NCBI's taxonomy places the organism in Eukaryota, Fungi, Basidiomycota, Wallemiomycetes, Wallemiales, Wallemiaceae.
AUCAAUUAAAAUGCCAGCAACUUCAUUCCAACUCAACAACGGUAAAACAAUUCCAUCAGUCGGUCUUGGUACAUGGCAAUCAGCUCCUGGUGAAGUCGCCAACGCUGUCAAGUAUGCCAUCAAAGAUGCAGGCUACCGUCACAUUGAUGGUGCUUUCUGCUACGCUAACGAGAAGGAAGUCGGUGAAGGUGUUAAAGCCUCCGGUGUUCCACGUAGCGAAGUCUUCCUCACCAGCAAGCUCUGGUGCACCUACCACACUAAGGUCGAAGCUGGUCUUGACGAAACAUUAGCAGAAUUAGGUACUGACUACCUUGACCUCUUCCUUAUCCAUUGGCCAGUUGCUAUGAACCCUAACGGUACAGAUAAGCGUUUCCCAGUAAGAUCUGAUGGCUCAAGAGAUGUCAUCUUUGAUCGUCCAAUUGAGGACACCUGGAGGGACAUGGAGAAGCUCGUUGACUCAGGAAAGGCCAAGAGUAUUGGUGUUAGCAACUUCAACAAGGAAAACCUUGCCAGAAUCUUGAAGAUUUGCCGUAUCAAGCCGGUAGUCAAUCAAGUUGAGAGCCACGCUUACUUGUCUCAGAGAGACAUUAAGAAGUUCGCCGAAGAGAAUGGUGUCCUCCUUCAAGCUUACUCACCACUUGGUUCAACUGAUUCACCUAUCCUCAAGGAUGAAGAACUCCUUGCCAUCGCCAACAAGCACAACGUCAGCGUUGGUACUGUCUUGAUCUCAUACCAAAACAACCGUGGAGUCAUUGUCCUUCCAAAAUCUGUUACUCCUGCAAGAAUUGCAGCAAAUGCUCAGCUCAUCGAUCUUACCCCAGAAGAAAUCAACACCAUCGAAACUAUGGAAGACAGAGGAAAGAAGCUCAGAGUUGUCUCUCCAGACUGGGGCGUCCCAAUCUUCUAGACACUUUCCAUUGUAAUGAUCUUUAGAGUUUCCAUAAUGUUUAAGUAGAUGCAUAAAAUUUUAAAUUGAAUUUCCUAUGACAAGCACAAGAUGAAUCAAAUGAGCUUGUUUCUCAAGCUUUCUUACAUAUAUAAGUUACUGUACAAAUAAACAUUUAAUGCUUGUCCCUAUUAUCCAGGAGGUCAUGUCUUGUGUACGGCACAUCCAUAACUGGUGAUUGCAUGCGCUUGAGGUCUUUAGCGACCUUCUCUGCUUUUCUGAGAAUUCUAAUAAAGUUUCCUCUUGCAAGACCAGCUAAUUCAUUUUUUGUCCAACCGCGUUUGUAGAGUUCGACAAACAAACUAGGAUACUUGGAAAUAUCGUCCAGCCCUUCAGGUGUUGUAGGAACACCAUCAAAGUCGGAACCAAUACCAACAUGGGAUUUUCCAGCUACCUCCGCGAUAUGAUCAAUGUGGUUAGCGACGUCAGCAAUAGUAGGUUCAUCUCCCAUGAAAUCGGCUGCUGCAAUGACGACUUGGAGAACGCCAUCAUUUGGACUGUCCCGAAGUCUGUGCAAGAGGUCGUCAGGGACAUUUCUUGGAUGGUUGAAGACCUCUCUCGCGCCAGAGUGACUCCAGAAAAGCGGACCAGCGUUGGCAUCAAUGGCUUGAUGAGCAGUCUCAUCGGAAGUAUGCGAGAUGUCGACCAAAACGCCAUUCCUGUUGAGCUCUUGAACGAGCGCUUUACCGAUGUCGCUCAAUCCGUGGUUCGUUCUCUGACCUUCAACAGCAGCAUCUGCAAAAACGUUAUCACAAUUGUGAGCAAGUGUGAUAUACUUGACUCCCAUACGUGCAUACACUCUUAGUGCACCUAAACUGUCACCAAGAUGAUGUCCUCCUUCAAGUGAUAGCAUGACUCCUAAUUUCUUCGGUGAUAACUUUUCGAGCUCAUGGGCUGAUCUUACGAUCUUGAUGUAGUCUGGGUAUAACUCUUCAAGAAGAUAGACAGCAUCUAGUUGUUCCAAUGUGUCACGUACACUUGUAUCAGCUUCACCAGGUUUUGGACACUCAACGAAGGAUGAAAAAGAGGCUGUUCCGAGGUGGCCCUCACGCGUUCUCUGGAAAUCAAUAUGGAAUGGGAACGGUGAUGGCUUUGGCGUCGUCAAAUUGAACGCGUUGAAAUCUAAACCGAAUUCUUCCCGCAAUGCAAUUGGGAGAUCAAGAUGCGUGUCAAGAACGGGUGAUUUUCUAAGUACCUCCAAAACUACCGCCUCUGGACUCUGAUCUUUCCCUGUAAUUAUGAUGUCACCAAAUUUGACGUGACUUAAAGGUAAUAAGCAAUAGAGCAAACCAGCGAGGAGGAAUAAAAUGACAUAUUUCACCUUUGAGGGAUUCUGCGCUUCAUUUUUCAAAGUUGGUAGUUGGGACUCUGACUUCAUAGUACGAGUUUAAGAGAAAAAGCUAGACGUGCAUGAGGUAUAUGUAGAGAAUAUGUCAAGCUAAAAUCUAAUUUAUCAAUUACCUCUCGUUGUUACUAUCUCAGUUGGUCAAUUGUGAAGCAAUCUAAGCUGUCAACAAGUCUAUACAUUCAUCCAGGUCAACUCACUGAAAAGACUUAUUUACAUUAAAUUUAUCAUGUAAGCAUUAAGAACAUCGUGCCGGUAUGACGACAAUCAGUGAUAGAUCGAGAAGGUGUUACAAGUGAUCGAUUCUUUUGUCAAACAAUCCAGACGUAAUUUGGAUCUUUUUAUUAAGAGUUCCGUACAGUUAUUUAUAGCUGGAAGUCUUACAGGUCAAUGCGCGAAGGUACCGUCUGGUUUAUCACGUGCGGGAACCGCUUUAAUAUCUGCGAUGACUUUCCUUCUUGUUCCAUAACAGUAACUAACUAAAAUGCCAACAACUUCAUUCAAACUCAACAACGGUAGAGAAAUCCCAUCAGUCGGUCUUGGUACAUGGCAAUCAGCUCCUGGUGAAGUCGCCAACGCUGUCAAGUAUGCCAUCAAGGACGCAGGUUAUCGUCACAUUGAUGGUGCAUUCUGCUAUGAAAAUGAAAAGGAAGUCGGUGAAGGUGUUAAAGCCUCCGGUGUUCCACGUAGCGAAAUCUUCCUCACAAGCAAGCUCUGGUGUACCUACCACACUAAGGUAGAAGCUGGUCUUGACGAAACAUUAGCAGAAUUAGGUACUGACUACCUCGACCUCUUCCUCAUCCACUGGCCAGUCCCAAUGAAUCCAAACGGCCACAAACGUUUCCCAAAGAAGGCUGAUGGUUCGAUGGACACCAUCAACGAUCGUCCAAUUGAGGACACCUGGAGGGACAUGGAGAAACUCGUUGACUCAGGAAAAGUCAAGAGCAUCGGUGUCAGCAACUUUAGCAUUGCCAACAUGAAGAAGAUCUUGGCUAUCUGUCGUAUCAAGCCUGUCGUUAAUCAAGUAGAGAGCCACGCUUAUUUGUCUCAGAGAGAACUCAAGAAGUUCUGUGAAGAAAACGGUGUCCUCCUUCAAGCUUAUUCACCACUCGGUUCAACUGAUUCACCUAUUCUCAAGGAUGAAGAACUCCUUGCCAUCGCCAACAAGCACAACGUCAGCGUUGGUACUGUCUUGAUCUCAUACCAAAACAACCGUGGAGUCAUUGUACUUCCAAAAUCUGUUACUCCUGCAAGAAUUGCAGCAAAUGCUCAACUCAUCGAUCUUACCCCAGAAGAAAUUAACACCAUCGAAACUAUGGAAGACAGAGGAAAGAGACUUAGAAUAGUCUUCCCAGACUGGGCUUCCACAAUCUUUUAGAUAUAUUUCCUUGUAAUGACGGUUUAAUACCUAAGUUAAUGUGCGUUUAAGUAUAUGUAUACAAAUAUGAUGCACACAAGUAUGUUU